Messenger RNA from Hibiscus syriacus, 627 nucleotides. RefSeq lists its product as uncharacterized. NCBI's taxonomy places the organism in Eukaryota, Viridiplantae, Streptophyta, Magnoliopsida, Malvales, Malvaceae. The transcript is spliced from 2 exons. Bases 1 to 627 code for a protein of 208 amino acids. The record is from RefSeq and is a predicted model, not a curated record.
AUGGACUUGAGGGCAUUGUUAGCACGGUUGAGGUUGUUUGAGCAUGGAAAUUUGUUGGUGAAACUUCGAGUAGAGCCUGAGCUAGUGGGAGAAGUUAAGAGGUUACAAGGUUCAAAAAAUCGUUUGAGGGCCAGGGUGGAACAAGUUCUCCGAGGCAAGGCUCUAGGAUUUGAUCUAAGAGAUGGAGAUGUAUUGUACUUUAGAGGUCGAUUAUAUGUCCAUACGGCCGAACCUUUGAGCAGUAAGAUUCUUCAUGAAGCUCAUUGCAAUCUACUCUCGGUUCACUCGGGGAGUAAUGAGAUGUACCAAGAGCUUCAACUGUUAUAUUUUUGGUUGGGUAUGAAAAGGGAACUGUCUGAUUUUGUGGCUAAAUGCUUGGUUGCUUCAACCGAUUUAGAUUUCUCAGUGGAAAUGGGAGAGAUUGAUUCUCAACUUUGUAACGGGAUACAUAUGUUGAGACAAAGACAUGACAGAGUAUGGGUUGUUGUAGAUCGGUUAACCAAGUCAGCUUAUUUUCUCCCAGUGCGGAUGGAUUUCACUAUAGAGAGGCUAGCACAGUUGUAUAUCCGUGAAAUAGUAAGGUUGCAUAGAGUUUCAGUUUCGAUUAUAUCUGAUAGGGAUCUUUGA